CUGAGCGCAAAGCUGCCUGCAGAGCUGCACAGAUCAAGUGUACGAGCUGCUGUUCGGCUGACCUGCGCCCCGGCCAAAUUACUUUCAGUAGAUAUUGGAAUACUUUGAAAAGAACAUUAGACGGGGAAAAAAACGUUUGCAACGGAAAACGGUUUUCGGAUAGAAAAAAAAAAAGUUUGGAUUGUGUAAUUAGCCUACUGGAGCGAGAUUCGGACUUCAUGAUGAGCGCUGUUGUGGCCACUGAGGGCCUGUUCUUUUCCGCCUUACAGCCCAGCACCUCGGUCACCACAUAUGCGAUCCCGACCGAUGACCAUCUCAGGAGGGAUCAGCUAUCCAGAGCCAGACGCGUCCAGCAGCAGGUCCAGCAGCGCAUGGCGGAGAAAUCCUCAUCCUCAUCCCGACUCAACGCCUCCACAGAAUUUGACGGCCACACGUCCACUGUAAGAUACCAGACCAAAACCCCUGGAUUCAGUUCCAAGUCUGUGAUCUACAAUGGCAACAGAACAAUAGGAACGCCUCGACUGUCUCAGUAUGCAGGAGAAUUUUCCUCUCGCUCUGCAGUAGAAAUGGGCACUCGUCACAGAAUCAGCCAUGGCGUGCCUAUGCCCGCUGUAGUGGGCCGCCCGUACAUGUACCAUGAUGAUGCACAUCUGAAUGCCUCUUACAAUCAAAUGCAAACAUUGGAAUCAAGGGCGCUGAGUCGGACUGAUGAGGAGGCGGCAGCAAUGGCCGGACUCACGUUACAACGGCAGCCAUCUCCUGUGGGGAACUGGGUGGCGUCCUAUGGCUACAGUUCUCCACCCAAUGUGGUGCAAAGACAGCGCACCCUCAGUGGGACCAUGGCACGAGAAGGUUACAAUACAGGAUGGAGGGAGGCAGAGUUGGCUAAUCAAUAUUCAUUUAAAGGCCCUUCCCACCGAACCAUCAGCCGCAUGAAUAAUCGUCAUGUGCAGCAGCAACAGCAGCAAAGACUGAGCAGCAGCUCAAUGCAGUGGCAGCAGAUGUCCACUGGGGGCACCAGUAUGAUGGGUGCUGGGCAUUACCAGGGCGCCAUGAAGAGAGCAGGGUCUGUGCAUAGUAUGAAGAGUGUCGGUCGUGGUGUGGACAUUUAUGACGGAUUGGCCGAUGGAACCACAGAUGCUCUUGGCGGAAUCCAUAACCUGGACAUGACUACAGCAAUCAGUUACAUCUCUUCCACUGAUGUUGCCAUGCAGAUGUUGGGAGCAGCCUACAUACAGCAUCAGUGUUACCACAGCAAUGAAGCCAAGACCAUGGUUCGCAGUUUGAAGGGCAUCUCAGCAUUAGUACAGCUGUUUAGCAGCGAGAACCAAGAGGUUCAGCGCUAUGCGACAGGUGCUACACGCAACCUCAUCUAUGAGAAUAUGGACAACAAGACAGCACUUAUCGAAGCCGGUGGCAUUAGCAAACUAAUUGGUGCUUUAAAAGAACCCGAUGAUGAGCUACGCAAAAAUAUCACAGGCAUUUUGUGGAACUUAUCUUCUAAAGACAGUCUAAAGGAGAAGCUGGCCAGAGAGGGUUUGUCUGAGCUGACGGAGAGAAUGCUGGUGCCUCUGUCUGGAGGAGGAGAUGCUGGUGUCAUUCAACAGAGUGCGUCUGAGGCCGAUAUUUUCUACAACACCACAGGCUGCCUCAGGAACCUGAGCUCGGUGAAUGAAAGAACCAGGCAGCAGAUGCGAGAAACUCGAGGGCUGGUAGACUCUCUGGUUGGAUACAUCGAAAACUCCCUACAGGAGGGAAAAGGAGAGGACAAGGGAGUUGAAAACUGUGUGUGUGUCCUGCGCAACCUGUCCUACCAGCUGUACUCUGAGAUCCCUGCUUCAGUUCAGAUGCGUUUGGAAGGACCCACUCGAGCACAGGACAUGCGACACAACGACCCCAUCGGCUGCUUCACACCACAGAGCAAGAAAGCAAAAGAUAGGAAUCAAGACCUGACCACCUUCUCUGAAGUGGCACGUGUCCCAAAAGGAGCAGAGUGGCUGUGGCACCCUAAGAUAGUCGCUCUAUACAACCGCAUCCUGCAGAGCUCUGAAACAAACACAGCCACACGUGAGGCAGCGGCAGGAGCCCUGCAGAACAUCACAGCAGGCGACAGAAGGUGGGCCUCUGUGUUGAGUCGUGUGGCGCUGGAGCAGGAGCGGAUGUUGCCGGUGAUUCUUGACCUGUUGCGAAGCCCCACAGAUGCCGAGCUCCGUUCUCUCACGGGUCUGCUGAGGAACCUCUCGCGACACUGCAAAAACAAAGCUGAUAUGGCCACCAAAGUGGUGAAUAUUCUGGUGAACAAACUCCCCAGUGAUGGACAUCAGAAAGAACCGUCUAGUGACGUGGUGGUCAAUGUCUGUGGGGUUCUCAACAACUUGGUUACAGGAAGCUCUCUAGCUGCAAGAGAUAUCACUUACUUUGAUGGACUGCCCAAGCUUGUCAGCAUUAAGACAUCUCAUGACAACAGUCCCGGGAAACUAAAAGCCGCCAGGGCCGCCUCCACCGUUCUGUCCAACAUGUUUCAGUACACCAAACUUCACAAAGAUUACAAACAGAAAGGUUUCACAAGACGGGAUUUCAAGGAUAUGACCAUCUAAUCAUUGUCCAUGACUCAGUGCUAAACUCAGUGGACAAGAUGGAAUUAGAUGUCCAUGGGAUUUUACACUAAAGUCACAAAAGGGAUUGCGACCAGGCUGUUUCUCUCAAACACACACACAGACAUAUUAUGACCUGUAGUGGAGUGAGUGAACGCUGUAGUUUUUACUAGAUUAUACAUUUUAGUCAGCAGCACCAUCAAGUAUUACAGCAUGCCGGAGAUAAAUGCUUACAGAGCACUACAGUAAGUCUAAAAGACGGGCCGAGAUGCACCCGAGACCUAUUUGAGAGAGGGCAGCUUAUAGGCAUGAAACAUUAACAGCCAUUAGUUCAAGUAGCUACAUGUUACUAUGAGUAAUUCAAAGACUAAUUCAUUUUCAUCAGACCUGCUUAUGUUACAUAGUUUUGAAACGUAAGCAUGUCCAGCUUGACCAUUUUAUCCUAAAUAUGUAUUUUUAUUUUGCACACAGAAAUUCAGUUUAUAGGCUAUAAUCAUGAAGUCUAAAAAGAGAAACUGAAGUGAACUGUGAACUAAAAUGUUGUAGUUGUUUACAACUAAAGAAACUGAUAUUGUAGGUUUUGCAAUAAGUAUAUGUUCGAUUUUUGCUUUCCACGUAACACUGCUGCAGGCUUCUGUGGUUGUUACAGUUACAUUGGCCUUGGAUUUUGAGUGCAAAAAAGAUUCUAAAUAUAUUAUAUCUGAAAUAAACCUUUGAAGGCUUGCUCAGAAAGCACAAAUAUGGCAAACCUAUUGCCUUUGAAAAUAAAUAAAAAUUCAUAUUUGAA
Messenger RNA from Carassius carassius (crucian carp), 3381 nucleotides. It is a transcript of the gene pkp3b, whose product is annotated as plakophilin 3b. The transcript is spliced from 13 exons. Lineage: Eukaryota; Metazoa; Chordata; Actinopteri; Cypriniformes; Cyprinidae. The record is from RefSeq and is a predicted model, not a curated record. The coding region runs from base 219 to 2597 and encodes 792 amino acids. Gene Ontology annotation, molecular function: cadherin binding. Gene Ontology annotation, cellular component: plasma membrane; cytoplasm; nucleus. Gene Ontology annotation, biological process: cell-cell adhesion; cell-cell junction assembly.